This is a messenger RNA of Saccostrea echinata, 3915 nucleotides long. RefSeq names its product nucleolar protein 6-like. Gene Ontology annotation, biological process: rRNA processing; tRNA export from nucleus. Gene Ontology annotation, molecular function: RNA binding. NCBI's taxonomy places the organism in Eukaryota, Metazoa, Mollusca, Bivalvia, Ostreida, Ostreidae. Gene Ontology annotation, cellular component: CURI complex; small-subunit processome; UTP-C complex. The record is from RefSeq and is a predicted model, not a curated record. The coding region runs from base 83 to 3724 and encodes 1213 amino acids. The transcript has 26 exons.
CUUAAAGUUCACAUUUACUUUUUUGUUUUGUUUUGUUAGGAAAUAGUACCGAUUGCUUAGAUUAAUUGUAAAACAGUCUAAAAUGAAAAGGAAGCAGAAACCUAGCGCCAUGGCUGAUGAUGAUGACAACACUGAUGAGGUGUCAGGGUCAGAGGAAAGCUUUUCUGGGCAAUCAGAUACAGAUGACAGCAGAGAAGAUGAUCUGAACAAUGACCAAAUAGAAACAAAUAAUGGGGAGGAGUCUGAAGAACCGCCUGAGAAAAAACAUAAAAUCUCAAAAAAAGACCUGUACAGACCCCCAACAAAUGAAGAAUUGAACCAGCUAAAGGAAACACAGUAUCUGUUCCAUUCCAGCUUGUUCAGACUGCAAGUGAGUGAGCUACUAAAAGAGGUACAGGUGAAGGCCAAACGACAGAGACAGAUAGAGGAGGCAGUGACGACUCUCACGCAGACGAUUAAAUCCCUCAAGAAAAGUGUCGAACAUGAGCUACAGUCACAGAAAUGGCUGAAAAACAUCCAAGUUCCCAUACAUCAGAAUCCCCGAGGGGUAAAGGGGAGAUUCCAGUUUAUACCCCCCACAGAGAUACUGACCACUGGGAGCUAUGUGACGGGGACAUGUAUCAAACCUAAUGUUACCGUGGACCUGGUUCUGGUUAUACCCAAGGAAUCCUUUCAAGAAAAAGAUUUCAUGAACCACCGUUAUCUCCGAAAGAGAGCAAUCUAUUUAGCUGUAGUUGCCAAAAGGUUACGAGAGAUUCAUGGGUUGCAGGAUUUAAAGUACACAUAUCAUAAUGGAAAUUCACUUAAACCCAGCCUUGUCAUCAAUUAUCAAGGUGAUGAAGGUAAACCUGUCUGUGUUAACAUCUCAGCUGUACCAGAGGAUGGGGUAUUUAAAUUUAAUCGAUUCCACAUCACAAAGAAUAAUGUACGUUAUCAUUGGUUCACGGAGGGAGAAUCCAGGGAUGCAGAAUCAGGUGACACAUUUGCCACUCCAUUCUACAACAAUACAGUGCUACAGGACUUAACAAUGACAGAAAACACAAGCUUCCUAGAGAAAACACUGGGCACUUCACAGAGCAUUAAAGAUGGAGUAACUCUCCUCAAAGUCUGGCUGCGACAGCGGGAGCUCUCCAUUGGAUCAGGAGGUUUUUCGGGCUUUAUAAUUUCAAUGUUUGUGGCAUAUUUAAUCUCUCGACAUAAAGUGAAUCAACUGAUGAGCAGCUACCAAGUCAUGCGGAAUGUCCUCCUCCACCUCACUCAAACAGACUGGACAAAGGAGCCAUUGACCAUCUGUUCGACCUUUGACCCCAAUGACCAGCCUGAUCCUUGUUUGUUUUAUGAACACUUUAGUGUGGUAUUUGUGGAUGUCACUGGUUAUGUUAACCUGUGUUCUGAUGUCAGUAGGGGCCUGUAUGACAGGGUAAAACAGGAAGCGGGCCUAGCCAUUAAGUUUUUGGAAAACCAUUCAUUGGACAGCUUUACUGCACUGUUUAUGACACCGGUGGACUUCCUCAGGAAGUUUGACAUCACAUUUCACAUCCAAAAUAUUUCAAAGAAAGAAGUGGAGAAAUUACAGAAGGAGGACAAAUAUGUAGAUUAUGGUGGGAACUUUGUUCUGGCACUAAAGCCUGACAUCCAUUCAUUGUUAUGUCAGGGGCUUGGAAAGAGGGUGUCAGUUGUACAAUAUCGGCAGUUCCAGGUACCACAGUGGGAUAUCACAUGUAAUCCACCUAGCUAUGAGUCUGCUGAUCCUGUUAUGGUUGGUCUGCAGUUAAACCCCGAGUGUGCCUUCAGUGUUCUGGAUAAGGGACCCCCAGCAGACUCAGCAGAGGCCAAGGAUUUUAGGAGUUUUUGGGGAGAGAGGUCAGAGUUACGUCGAUUUAAAGAUGGCAGCGUUUGUGAGGCAGUGCCAUGGACAAAGAGGGCGGUUUUGUCAGAAAAAAGAACUGUGUGUUGUAGAAUUGUACAACACGUCUUAGAGAGACAUACAGGACUCAAGUCUGAGUCAGUGAAAUGUUUUGUAAAUCAGUUGGAUCCUAUGUUACAAUACAAUAUAAACAACAACUCCGGUGAUGGAGAUGUGUAUGGGACAGGCGAGGAGCAACAUAAUGAUGUGAUACAGAAGUAUGAUGAGCUUUGUAAACUGCUGAGGAACCUUAAAGAUCUGCCAUUAUCAAUUAACUCAAUACAAGGCUCAGCACCAGUGUUCAGGUAUACAGAGGUGUUUCCACCUUUACCAGCUGUGUGUGACAAGGCAAAUAAAAUGGAGAAGAACAAACGAGACUUACCAGAGAAUUAUGGCAAGCACUGUCCUGACUUUGUUAUGUCACUCAAAGUGGUCUGUUUGUUGGAGGGCAGUGGUAAAUGGCCAGAAGAGAAGAAACCAUUUAACCGACUGAUGGCCGCAUUUCAUAUUCAACUGGCAGAGUCACUAAAAGCUCACUAUGGAUUGGCAGUAUCCGUGUAUCCACGGCACAUUGAUGUUGUCAAGGAUAAUUAUGUAUUCCGCAUUGUUCUGGGCUACACACGGGAGAUAGCUCUGAGUAAGAUGAUUAAGACACCAGAGGGCAUGGUAAAAUACAAAGAUAACGAGGAAGCUCUGGCUCUAGAGAGGGAAAUACAGAGUCUACCCAGGCUCACAAGUACUCUACAUGGUGUUCAGCAGCUCCAUGCAUCAUUUAGUUCUACUGUGAGGCUGGCCAAGCGAUGGUUGUGUUCUCAGCUAUUGACUGACUUUGUGUCAGAUGAAGCCAUAGAAAUUAUCACGGCACACCUAUAUCUUCACCCAGCUCCUUAUACACCUCCCAGCACCCCAAUUGCGGGUUUCCAGAGAUUUCUGUACUUGGUUGGAUACCAUGACUGGAAAGCUAGUCCUUUACUUGUCAACCUAAAUGAUGAAUUUACAGAUGAAGAUCUGAAAGAGAUUCCCUCCCGAUUCCACAAGGAGCGAUCUUCUCGUCCUCUUAUGUUCCUGUCUACGCCGUAUGAUAAACACAAUUCCUAUUGGACAAGGAAGUCACCCAGCACCCCCAUAUUGCAGAGACUGGUUCUCCUAGCACGGGAGUCACUGAGUGUGCUCAAUAAACUAGUACAAGAAGGUGGAGAUGAUUCUAACUUCAAGCAACUAUUUCGGCCUUUCUUGGAUAUGUAUGACAUCAUCAUUCACCUGACAUGGAAGCAAUCACCACGGCAACAUGAAGCCUUACAACCAGAAAACAGCCAUCUUCCUUCAAACUUACGAAAGUAUGUCCACAAAACAACUGUCACUGGAGACAAGCUCGAACAUUUCCCUGUGUACGACUACGAUCCUCCACGAUUGUACUGGAAGGAAUUAAAGGAGAUGUAUGGAGACUUUGCCUUGUUUUUCUAUGACAAAUACGGAGGGAAGUACAUAGCAGUCUUAUGGAAGCCAACAGCCUUCACUCCAAAAGAUUUCAAGGUGUCCCACUUAGCCGGGAGGAGAGUGGAGACAACCCGUAGUGCCAUGAGUAGAAAACAGACACCCAGUGAGUUUCUGAAGCAAAUUAUUGGACGUCCAGUUGUGGUCAAGUUAAACUCUGGUGUGGACUAUAGAGGUGUUUUGGCAUGUUUGGAUGGAUACAUGAAUAUUGCCCUAGAACAGACAGAGGAGUACGUUAAUGGACAGCUAAAGAAUAAGUAUGGAGAUGCAUUCAUUAGAGGCAAUAAUGUUCUGUACAUAAGUACACAGAAAAGAAGGAUAUGAGACCCUAGAAUACAGAAUCUUACAUUGUGUAUCACAGAAUAAAGAAAAUCUUGUUUCUGAAUGUGUGCAUCAUUAACUUAGUUACCCAUAAUGUCAUUUGUUGCUGGUUGAAAGUUUCAUUGUCAUUGGCAUUUUAAAAAUGGUAGAUUGUCAUAGUUCUAACAUGUCUAAUAAAUAUUAAAGUAGUUUUA